This is a messenger RNA of Setaria italica (foxtail millet), 3244 nucleotides long. Its product is annotated as receptor kinase-like protein Xa21. Gene Ontology annotation, molecular function: protein kinase activity; protein binding; ATP binding. The record is from RefSeq and is a predicted model, not a curated record. Bases 1 to 3054 code for a protein of 1017 amino acids. The transcript has 2 exons. NCBI's taxonomy places the organism in Eukaryota, Viridiplantae, Streptophyta, Magnoliopsida, Poales, Poaceae. Gene Ontology annotation, biological process: protein phosphorylation.
AUGGCUGCUAAGGCUAAGCAACACAUGAAACUUGGCAUGAUCAUACCAUGGGCCACAGUAAUUUUGCUAUUGUCCUGUGGAGCUGGAACCAUCGAUUGCUCGACCCCCGACGGGAACAACACAGACUUCAUCUCCCUCCUUGAUUUCAAGCGUGCUAUCAGGAAUGAUCCAAAAGGGGCCUUGAGCUCAUGGAACUCCAGCAUGCACUUCUGCAGCUGGGAGGGUGUGGAAUGUAGCCGGACGCGUCCGGAGCGUGUUGUGGCGCUGAACCUGUCCGGGCAGGCUUUGGAUGGUCAGAUAUCUCCUUCCCUCGGAAACUUGUCAUACCUUGCUUCCAUUAACCUCUCUACGAACAGUUUCUCUGGCCAGAUACCUCCUCUCGGCUAUCUGCACAAGCUCAAAUUUCUUGACCUGAAAUACAACUCGUUGCAGGGGAACAUUCCGGACGCAGUCACAAAUUGUUCCAACUUGCAGGGAUUAUACCUUGCAGGAAACUUCCUUGUGGGGGAAAUUCCCAAGAAAGUAGCCCUCCUCUCCAACCUACUACAUUUGUGGCUUCACUCUAACUAUCUCACAGGGACCAUUCCACCUGAACUAGGUAAUAUCACAACCUUACGACAGGUCAUUCUUCAAACCAACCAGCUUCAUGGAAGCAUUCCUGAGCAGCUUGGAAAGUUAUCCAAUAUGUCAGACUUGAUGCUUGGUGGGAAUAGGCUGUCAGGUAGAAUACCAGAAGCACUCCUUAAUCUCUCUUCUCUACAACAACUGGCCAUGCCAGUGAACAUGCUACAUGGUCCACUGCCUUCUAAGAUCGGGGACUUCCUCCCUAACCUCCGAAUUCUUUUCUUGGGUGUCAACAUGCUGGGUGGUCACAUCCCGGAAUCACUAACCAAUGCAUCAGAGCUGCAGUCGAUAGACUUGGGAUAUAAUUAUGGCUUUACAGGCAGAAUCCCUCCUCUUGGUAAACUUCGGGAGCUCAGAAUGCUUCUUCUCCAUGAUAACAAUCUUGAAGCAAAAGAUAGCCAAAGCUGGGAAUUUCUAAAUGCAUUAACCAACUGCACUCUUCUAGAGAAGCUCUCACUGUAUGGAAAUAAUCUGCAGGGAGUACUGCCAUAUUCAAUCGGCAACCUUUCCUCUAAUCUUGACUACCUCACGCUUGGAAGCAACAUGCUACACGGAUUAGUCCCAUCAAGCAUUGGAAAACUUCAUAAGCUAACUAAAUUAGAUUUACAGUAUAACAGUUUUACAGGUUUUAUCGAUGGAUGGAUUGGAAAUAUAGUUAGUUUACAAGGUUUGUACAUUCAAGGUAAUAACUUCAGUGGACACAUUCCAUAUUCCAUUGGUAAUAUUUCAAAGUUGUCAGAGCUAUUUCUAGCAGUUAAUCAAUUCUAUGGUCCCAUACCGUCAAUUUUAGGAAAGCUUCCACAGCUCAUACUUUUAGACCUCAGUUAUAACAAUCUUCAAGGCAAUAUACCAAAAAAUCUCAUAGCAGACUCCAUUGUUCAAUGUUUGUUAUCUAACAACAAUCUUGAAGGCGAAAUACCUUAUUUUAAUAAACUUCAACAGCUCAACUAUCUAGAUCUUUCAUCCAACAAGCUUACCGGGGAAAUUCCAUUUUCUUUGGGCACUUGCCAGCAAUUGCAAACUGUCCGAAUGGACUCAAACUUUCUCUCUGGAAGCAUCCCCAUAUCUUUCGGCGAUCUUAGUGGUUUGACGAUGCUCAACCAUUCUCAUAACAAUUUCUCAGGCUCUAUCCCAAUUGCUCUAAGCAAACUACAGCUUCUAACACAAUUAGAUCUGUCUCACAAUCAUCUUGAUGGUGAAGUACCAACACAAGGGGUAUUCAAAAAUACCACAGCCAUUUCGCUUAAAGGCAAUUGGUUGCUUUGUGGAGGUGUACUAGAAUUACAUAUUCCUCCAUGCCCCACUGUUACUCAGAGAAGAACUGGAUGGCGACACUAUUUUGUAAGAAUAUUGAUCCCCAUACUAGGCAUUGUGUCCCUCACAUUACUGAUAUAUUUUAUCAUCUCAAGAAAGAAGGUACCAAGAGCACACCUACCACUGUCUUUUUCCGGUGAGCAAUUUCCUAAAGUUUCUUAUAAGGAUCUAGCUCAAGCCACAGGGAACUUUACAGAAUCUAACUUGGUUGGGAGAGGAAGCCAUGGUUCAGUGUACAAAGGAAGGUUAACAGCUCCAGAGCCCGUGGUUGUUGCUGUAAAGGUUUUCGACCUUGCCAUGGAAGGGACUGAUAGGAGUUUCAUGUCAGAAUGUCAAGCUCUGAGAAAUAUUCGGCACCGAAACCUUCUUCCAAUUCUAACUGCAUGCUCAACAAUUGAUAACAGGGGCAAUGAUUUCAAAGCUCUAGUCUACAGGUUUAUGCCCCAUGGCAGUUUGGAUUCUUGGUUGCAUCCACCUGGAUAUGGAAACGCUGCAAAUUACCUGGAUCUGUCUCAAAGAUUGAAAAUUGCCGUUGAUAUAGCUGAUGCUUUGCAAUAUAUACAUCAUGAUUGUGAGAAUCCAAUUAUUCACUGUGACUUGAAACCCAGCAAUAUUCUUCUUGAUGAUGAUAUGACUGCUCAUCUAGGAGACUUCGGCAUUGCAAGGUUCUACCUUGAAACCAAAUCACAAACAGCUGGAGACUCGAGAUCAACUGGCACAAUAAAUUUGAAGGGAACAAUUGGAUAUAUUGCUCCAGAGUAUGCCGGAGGUAGUCACCUAUCGACUUCGGGAGACGUGUACAGCUUCGGUGUAGUCCUAGUGGAGAUGUUGACGGGAAAAAGGCCAACCGAUCCUCUCUUCUGCAAUGGACUUAGCAUCAUCGACUUCUGCAAGACAAACUUUCCUGAUCAGAUUCUUGAUAUAGUUGAUGCUUAUCUCCUAGAAGAAUACCAGGUCUGUGAUCGAGCGAAUCCGGAAAAAGGAAACAGAUUCCUUGAGUGCUUGUUGGCCCUGGUGAAAGUGGCACUUUCUUGCACAUGCCAGGCCCCCGGUGAUCGAAUAGACAUGAGAGAGGCAGCUACAGAGUUGCACGAAAUCAAGCUGUAUUGGGGGUGAAUGCAAAGUAUGAUUCAUUCGUUUGGUACACCAGAUGCUACGCACUUAUGGAAUUGGGAGCUCCAUAUUCUAUUGCAACGUAUACGUAGUAGUGGAAUAAGAAAUAUGGAGUAGUUUUUUUUCAAAAUUAAAGUAUGAUGAAGUGUCUCUCCUCCCAAAUAUGAUUUGCAUUCACGGACCUUGCAGUGUA